CCACUGCUCUGCAGAGCCAGAGCAAACGGCAUGCUGAGCCAGCAGCAAUGCUGACCUCGCACUGGGAAAUCCCAGCCCUUUCCUUCUUCCUUCCUCCCUCGGAAUAUAUAUGGUACAUGGAGUAGACGAAGCACAGGGAGAAGCGUCACCCAAGUGUCACACCAGAGCAGUGACAGUGGGCAGAACGGCUUGCAGGUAGGAACGCUGGCAGCAUAGCGAGCGGUGCUGCGCGUGCUGCUGUGCCACCAGGAGCGCAGGCCGUAGGAGAGAAGCCUCAGACAGCAGUGCCAGUGCUAAGUGGGAGACAGGCUCCUUAAAGCACUACUGCUGCUUCUCCUCCAGCUGUGGCGGCACGGAGUUGUCACUUUUCUUUACUGCUCUAAAGCCAAACUGGUUGAAAAAUACCUGCAGGCUGACCCUGCUUUGCCUGCGUCCAGGCACGUUCAGGUCUCCCAUUAUCUGCUGUGUGCUUCCUAGAUGCAACUCUGCACUUUUUAACUACUCUUUCAGCUCAGCGUUUUCCCUUGUCACAUCUUAUGCCUCCCACCACAAGAUAGCAGUAUUUGGUAACCAAACCCAGUCGUACAGCAGACUAAGCACUGGCUGUAUGUCUUGUUGGAAUGCAUUCAUGUUUUUGUUGUAUGAACCAGAGUGAGGAGUGCAGCUACUGGAGAGCUGAGUAAAUAGACUUUUUUGUUCCUAACUUUUCUUUACCUGAGCUGUUCUUUUCAUCUAAAAGCUACUGUCAGACUGACAAGUGAAGAGGAAGAAAUCAAAAGAAAGCAAGAUAGCAAAGUUGCUGAUAAUAUUAAAUUGUUAAAGGCUACAGAGAGAAAAGCCAGUUGAAAGACUGCAGGUUGGAGAAAUGAUAGAACAUUCAGCGUAAGUGUGGAUGGUGCUGCGCAGGAGAAUGACUCCAACUUUGCAGGUGGGGUAUUGAGCUCUGAGCUGUGUACAACAGCAGGAGAAAUGGAUCUGUGAGCUGUGACAAGGAUGUGUCAUGGCAACAAUUAUCCAUUACAAACCUGUAUAGUCAUACUUAAUCAUGAUAUUUACUCAUUUGCAGUUAUUCUUCGUAAGGAAGAUGUCUAUUUUAUCAAUGUACCUGCAGUUCAAACUGUGACUUCUUGUAGCUUUGAUUGCUUUUAGAUUAUGAGUGUAGGACUUGUUCAGCCUUCCUGUCUUCGAAGGACUCCUUUCCUUCAAAGCUGUAUUAAUUCUGCUGGAUUCCAGGACGACUCUUCAGAAAGUGUAAUUUCAGUGAGUGCAUUCUUGUUUUUAACGCAAGGUCUGGACGCACGAGGGCUGAACAUCACUGGUAAGGAGAUCUUAAGAAACAAAUGCAUGGCACAGCCUGAAACUGACAAGCUGUCUGCCCCGAGUAGGAAUUGUGGGGUUUGUGUUACCCCAGUUAUUUGGCAGCUGUUGGGAGCGGCGCUGCUGAAUGGAGUCCCUUGUCUGCUCAGCAGAGCCAAUUACAAGUGUCUGGGUUUAGCCAAGGGGAAGUGGAACAGCAGCCAGUCUCUAAGUUUAGUUUGAUGGACGCGCUUCUCUGACUUCACCCGCGCUUAUUCACGUUGCCCCCCACAGCGGGGGGUUGGGGCUGAGAAGGAGCAGGACAGCUCAGAGCCCUUGAGCCUGGGCUGAGCUCCACGUGAAGGGCUCUCCCUGGUGCCGCAGUCAGGACAGCGUGCCAUUUUGAGCACUCCUUCCCGCUCAGGACAGGCUUCUCUAGGAGAAAAGGAAGCGCUGGCUUAUUUUCUGAGGCGUACGCAUUUCGUGGAAGCGAGAUCUUAAGUAUCGAGUUAAACAUAGAGUAAAUAUUUUAAAAAGGGAAACUCGUCUUUGUUCGAGGGAAGAAAAUGGCUGUGGGCAGUUGGUUGAGCAGCAUCUCAGUCCGUGGCUGACAAUUGAGGCUGACAGCUCUGAGAUUUAUUUUUAGCUCGAGAACUUUGUCUAAACCAGAAGCACUGCGUAGCUUUGGCAGUUGCUGCAUAUUCACUGUGGGUGGAUGGAACUGGGCAGUCACAUCUGUGCUAACGAGCAUUCCGGGAUUGGAUUAAAGAAUUAAACUCAUGUACUGGAAACUGAAGCUCUAUCAGCUCACCUGGGGAGCUCCACCCUCCGAACACCUUCCAGAAGGUAAGCAGUGCCAGCUACCCAAGGUAUUGCCAAAAUAGCCUCUUGGGCUCAGGUCCUGACGUGGCUCACAUUGAUGUCGUGAGAUUGAUGCUUCUUUGACUCCUGAGAUCGCAGGUCAGUAAGUUAGGCUUACUCCUUCCAAGUUUUCCCUGUAACUGGAAAGGCUAAAAAUAAACCUCAACAAGCUGGCUGAGAAGCAGAUGAAUGCAGUUGUUGUUCCAGGUGCUGAGUCUGAGGAGGGAUGCUAACACUGUAGUGCUUCUUAUUGGAAGUCAUUAUGUCACUUGGAAAGUAGCUUGGACAUUUAUGUCGUGUGAACUCCAAGGGCCGAUCGGUUGCUGCUUUACAUCUGCAAAAUGAACCUCUCAGAGCUAGGCUAGGUCAGUGCAGGCAUUUCUGGUUUGCUUAGGGUUUUUCAAGUAGAUUUCUGUAGAACUGUAACUUCAAAUUCUUGUCUUAACACCGAGUGAGUAAAUAGCAAUCCAUUUGAUUUGCAUGGAAGUAGAUAAUAUCUCAGCUUUGAUCUGGCCAGAAUUAACGACUCCUCAGAAAUUCCAUGGAGGUGUAAUUCACAUUAAGCUAUUUCUGCCCCAAAGUACUAAACCCAGAUGACUUGCUGUAAGCUGUCAUAACGUUGGGCCAGCCCACCUUUCCUGUAGGGCUGGGUGACCUAAUCCUUACUCUUUAUAGUGGAGUUUACUGGAACUCGCCAUGACUGAGGAAGAAUGUUAAGCACUCUUUUGAUCUACACGAGUGGUUUCCCAGUUAUCUUUGCUGGUGUCCCUCCAUAGCACUCCUUUCCCAAAACUGCUCUUGCGGGAGUGAGUUGUAGUCUACUGUAGGCAGGAUUCAGAGGACCAAAAAUUGGACCAUCAUCACCUCUGUACUCAAUGGAAGGAGGUAUGUAAUAUAGAGCACCUAAGGCUGGUGGUCUCUCUGCUUCUUUGUGGAUACUGGCAUUGCAAAGCUAGGUAGCUUCAUAGGGGCUGAACCAGUCCUUAGUAAUUAAGCUAACAGAUGUUUUGAUAAGACAUUCAGGAUUUUGUAAAGAGGUUACAGGUGUAGUUUUUCAUUCAAAAAUCUGUUGUUCUAUAUCACUUUUAAUUGCAUUACAACUUCUUUCUCCCAUAGGAGAAAGUUUUUCUUGUUCUAUCAUGUGUUAGAUUUUGCUUCCUCACAUGGAGGUGUGCUCAAAGAUUAGUGCAUAGUGUUGUCCUUGACCACCCUCAAUGCCCAUGAUGAGAAACACCUGUUGUGCUUUUUUUAAUCAUUGUUAGGUCCAGCUCACUUGUGUUCAAAUUAGUUCCUCACCUCAAACGCUUUCAAGUGCACAUAAAAAUCUGCAUCAUUUGUUAGCUGUGUAUGUCCCAGAGUCAUUUUCCUGACAGAGUUCCAUGAGGAUAGGAAAUCUCAGAGGUAAUAAGUAGCAUCCAUCAAGUGUUUCUGCUGAAGGUGGCUGAUACUUAAUCUGCUUUGAAACUCUUACAACAUUGCUGCUACCAGAUGCUUCACAGGAGGUUCAGUCCCUUACAUCUGCACAGCAGAUGAGCUAUGAAGAAAUCUGUGCAUCUUGCAUUCAGCAAGGAAUGGUCAGAGAUUCUUAGAUUAACACUUCGGUGCUUAAGCUUGACUUCAUUCCAAAUUCUGUAUCAGAGUGAUGUUUCUUUACCAGGAAGAAGCUGCAAGUAGGGAAGUUCUGCAGCAGGUGAUACUGAGAGCAGUGGUGUGCUGUAAGUCACUGACAGCAAGGAAAUGUGCUGAUGGACACCGCUGAGAUAGAUCUGUCAGUCUCUCCUUCCACCAGUAAAAAUACAGCAAUACCAGGUAUUGCCUUCCCUUAACUUUCCACCUCAAACCAGCUCAAAAACAUGUCUUAUGUGCCACUCCCCACCGCUUUCACCACAAACUGAAUGCAGAACAUCUCAUGCAGCUCUUUACCACAUUUAAAAUAAAUCUGUUCUUAAAAGGUGAGCUGUGUGGAGAGCGUUUGGGCUCCCCAUGUGUUUCACUCCCCAGUACCAGACAUCAGUUGUUAACCUUUUCCUGUGUCAGAUGCAUUCUGAUACCUGAGGGAAGAAGGCAUACCAGCUUGGCUUGCAACAUGUUUUUGUGAUGAGGAGUCCUCAUGAUGCAAUGUUGUCACUGACUCUGAUGCCUCCUCCCACAUUCUGUCUCUCCCAGCCUGAGACCAUAAAUAGAAACCUAUUUCUUGCCCAUCCCUGUGCCUGGCUUGGAGCUGUAUUUCUUGGCAUUAUGCAGUGAGUUGUUUAUGGCACUUAAACCUCACAGAGCUGUGGGAGGCCCAGAGACUAAUUAUGGAUCUGUGCUCAGCUCAAACAAACCACAUUAUUAAGAGCCUGCUUGCUUGCAGGAGAGGAACACCUAGGAACAGCAGUUGGUUGGGUCACCCGUAUCUUACCAGAGCCAUAUGUGAGCUGUCCCAAUCCUUUUAAGCUGAUGUUUUUCCAUGGCUGCACACGUCAGCAGGAAGACUAGGUGGUCCAUCAAGGUAAGGCCUCAAGUCUGUUGCUGGGGUAGAGAGUUCAUAGGCCUGCUUUUGUGCUGCUGAGUUAUUAGACAGCAGCUACUUGGCCUGGCCAGCGUUGGUUUGCUUGUAAGGAUGGAUGGAGUACUUUUGGUUAGUAGGAAGUGCUCAGAUUGGGUUUCAGAAACAAGGCUACUGUAGGGUUUGAUACUGCUCCAAACGUGUCAGCAAAAUAGGAAACCUUGCUGCUGUGUUAUCAGUUUUGUGUCCUCAUCUUCGUUAAUGCGGAAGGCCUCCCACUAACAAGCUGGUUGAAGCUCCUGAAGCCUGGCACAUGAAGUGAUGUUUGUUUAGAGGAAAAUGGCAGUUAUACCAGAACCACUCAGUACUCGACAGCCCAGUUCCUGUGGUCCAGGCUGACUAAUGCCUACUCCUCGUUACUCUGUUAGUCUUGGCAGCAAGGGUAUGAAAUGAGACCGGGUAAAAUAGCAGCGUGGAUUGAUACUUGGUUUGAAAACCCCAAGUGGAAAUAAAGCGAAAGAUGUGGAUGCAUGGGGAUCUUGGUGGCCUUGUGUUCAUGUGUCCUCUUGUAAAACAAAGAAGGGAAACCCAGAACACCCACACUGUGCUUCUUGGUAUUAAAUGCUAUGUCAGUGACACUGUCCUGUAGCUCUUGGCCUCUCUUCCUUCCUACAAAGUCAUGUUGGCCUGCUGCCAGCAGCACCAAACCCCUCAGAGCUGCAUUGCUAUUCGCACUUUUGUUUGACUGGGAGACACUGACAGCUCGUAUGUUCCAGAUGUAGCAAGUUUUAGAAGCUGCUCAUACUACUUAUUUCAAAGUCGUGCAGUCAGCAAGAUUGCCUUACAUUAAAAGCAAUACCUCAGAAGGGAGGAUUUAAGUGGUAGAGGAAGGUUAGCCGUGCUCAGGAAACUGCUUUGAAGGGCACAGCAGGGAAUAGCCCAAGGAGCUGGGAAAAGCUGCUCUGCCUGAAAGGUUGCUGCUUCGGUCAAACAAGUGGAGCGUACCAGAAUUCAUGUCUCACGUUGUGCACUGAGUGUGAGGGGAAUAGGAACAGGAUGUUUGCUGUGGAUGUGGAUGUCAAAGUGAUGGUCUGCACAGUAGAAUAACUAUCCAGCAACAUCAGUCUGGAAGAAAUGAUGCUUAUCCUGAAGUUAAAAAGAAAUCUGGUUUCCUUCUGCCUGGGUGCACGUGCCAGGCCUUUACAAACCUGCCCUCUGUGCAGGGACAUUGGUGCCCUGCCCACACCAGUGCUGGCUGCUGGCCGACUGCCCCGAGCUCACCUACAGCUGGCCGUCACAGCUCAGAGAGGCUACAGACAGCACACUCAGUGCCUGUGCUGCCUUGCUGCAUUUGUAACCCCGAUUCAUUAUCUCCUAAUCCUUCCUUGUUCCAGAGAUACCACUUACACAUCUGUCGCAUUGUAACAAGCAGGCUAAUAACCAUUUUGCUUGUUAAACUUCUGCAGCUGAUAUUAAUUGAGCAACGAAUUAAUAUGUAGCUCUUUAUUUCCUAACACCAUUUCAGACCCACCUGAAAAGCUUAUUUGCUGCAAUUAUUUGCUCUGCCUUUCCCUCACAUUAUUAUUCUUUGUGUAUUAAUAAACACGCUGUUUCAAAUACCAGCGUAAUUGAGGGCAUUCAGAGCACACAAGAGAGGGAAGACAAACUGCAAGAGGAAGAACAAACAGGAAAAAGCUAGCCUGGGGGUUCAGAGGUAAAAGCAUCUCAACCUCCAGCUGGCAGCAUGCAGCAGGAUUCACAGAGGUUUGUUUUGGAGAAGGAAAGGAUACCUCUCAGUUGUCACAGGAACUUUUGGAAGCCAACUGUAUGUAGGUGUUGUAAUAUAUUCUGUCUGGUUGCAAUUUCCACUUGCAUUAGUGAGGUGGAGAGGGAAAAAGCUCAUGAUACAGUUCACACAGGGAGAAGUAACUCUUUGCACAGCCUACAUCCAGCCUACACCUGUUCUGCGGUGACUUUUCACACCCACAGCCUUACAAAACAAACGCUUCUAACAAGCCCAACUGCUCAUUUCUUACCUUCAGUCUGAGCUGCGCCCUCAUCACACGAAGCUGCCGCCUUCUUCACAGAGCUCACGGCCGUAGAAAUGCUGCUCUUGGCUGGUGAGCUGCAGCACCUUCUGCCUUCUACAAAAGGCCAAAGCACUUGCUGCCCUUCCCCUGCUGCCUUUUAUACCCCUCUGCAGGCCCACCAGCCUCCCAGCUGUGGGACUGCCACCGUGAUUGCUUGUUUUUUAACCCUUCCUCCUCUGCAUUAGAAGAAAUCUGUUCUGCUACCAGCCCUAGAGACUGCUAGAGAACUGGGGCUGCUGAGGACUCCCGCAAACAGGUCUCACGUUUGUGACAGGUGAUUUGACGGUGCCCUUUCAGAGAGCAGCCCUGAACCUUACUAGGUGAGCAGCUACGCAGCUCAGACCGGGCAUGCUGUGCUGCCUCUGCUUUCUGUUUCUCUCGGAAACGCUCAGCAGCAUUUUCUCUUUAAGUGCUCAUUCCUCUCUUAGGUUUAAUAUUUUGACUCGCAUCACUUCUGCUCAGUUCAUGUGAAUGGUACUUGUGCACUGGCAUGGACGUGGAGUGGAAAAAUGAAUCAAUGUGGGCAGUCCCCUUCACAAAGGAUCUGUUUGGCAGUUUGCACAAAGGAAUUUCUCCAAGGAAAUGGUUUGUUUUCUUCCCAACACUUUGCUGCCCAACUCCUAGUGACACAGAGCUCUGCAGCUCACGUCAAAAUUGCUUCAUCUCACAGUCCAGCCUCCGCAUGCCUGGUUUGUUCAGAGCUCCCUGGGAAGCUCCACCCUUCCUAACCAAAUAACCGCAGCUCCCUUGUUCCUCCUCCACCCGUAGGCUGCGCUUGCUUUUCCAUUGGCUGCCACUACUGUCUGCACGUGGUGGCAGCCCAGCACUUCUCGUGGCAGUUAGUUGGCCUUUUGCUUGCUGUGCGGCAGGCAUGAUUGUGGGCACGGUGCUGUUCCAGCCCAGCUAUGGCAAAGAGAACAAGCUGCUCUGCUGCCUUGGCAACGAUGCCUCUGAGCCUGCGGGGUCGAGCUUCACAGAGGCCCUGCACCGCCCCUAUGGUUGCGACGUUGAACCCCAGGCACUGAACGAAGCCAUUAGGUGGAGCUCCAAGGAGAACCUGCUGGGAGCCACUGAGAGCGAUCCCAACCUCUUUGUUGCACUUUACGACUUUGUAGCAAGCGGUGACAACACACUCAGCAUCACCAAAGGUGAGAAGUUGCGAGUCCUGGGUUACAACCAGAAUGGUGAAUGGAGUGAGGUACGUUCGAAGAAUGGGCAGGGCUGGGUACCAAGCAACUACAUCACACCAGUGAACAGCCUGGAGAAGCACUCGUGGUAUCACGGGCCGGUGUCACGCAGCGCAGCAGAGUAUCUGUUGAGCAGCCUCAUCAACGGCAGCUUCCUGGUUCGUGAGAGCGAGAGCAGCCCAGGGCAGCUGUCCAUCUCGCUCAGGUACGAGGGCCGUGUUUACCACUACAGGAUCAACACCACCUCCGAUGGAAAGGUGUACGUGACAGCAGAAAGCCGUUUCAGCACGCUAGCAGAACUAGUGCACCAUCACUCCACGGUAGCAGAUGGACUGGUGACGACUCUGCAUUACCCAGCACCCAAGUGCAAUAAGCCCACUGUGUAUGGAGUGUCCCCCAUCCAUGACAAGUGGGAGAUGGAGCGGACUGACAUCACCAUGAAGCACAAACUCGGGGGAGGGCAGUACGGCGAGGUGUAUGUUGGUGUCUGGAAGAAAUACAACCUCACCGUGGCUGUGAAAACAUUAAAGGAAGAUACCAUGGAGGUGGAAGAGUUCUUGAAAGAAGCUGCUGUGAUGAAGGAAAUCAAGCACCCAAAUCUAGUGCAGUUAUUAGGUGUGUGUACCCUGGAGCCCCCCUUUUACAUCGUGACAGAGUACAUGCCAUAUGGGAACCUGCUUGACUAUUUACGGGAGUGCAACCGGGAGGAAGUGAGUGCUGUUGUGCUGCUCUACAUGGCCACUCAGAUAUCCUCUGCCAUGGAGUACCUGGAGAAGAAGAACUUCAUUCACAGGGACCUGGCAGCACGGAACUGCUUAGUUGGAGAAAACCACGUGGUGAAGGUGGCUGACUUUGGCUUAAGCAGGCUGAUGACUGGAGAUACCUACACAGCUCACGCUGGAGCCAAGUUCCCAAUCAAGUGGACCGCUCCUGAGAGCCUGGCCUAUAACACCUUUUCCAUCAAAUCAGAUGUGUGGGCCUUUGGGGUGCUGUUAUGGGAAAUUGCUACCUAUGGGAUGUCACCGUACCCAGGCAUUGAUCUCUCUCAGGUGUAUGAUCUGCUGGAAAAGGGCUACCGGAUGGAACAACCGGAGGGAUGCCCUCCAAAGGUUUAUGAACUGAUGAGGGCCUGUUGGAAGUGGAACCCACCAGACCGACCUUCCUUUGCUGAGACCCACCAGGCUUUUGAAACCAUGUUCCACGACUCGAGCAUCUCGGAGGAGGUAGCAGAGGAGCUUGGAAGAACAGCCUCCUCCUCAUCCAUUGUUCCUUACCUGCCCCGGUUGCCCAUGCUUCCCUCCAAGACAAGAACACUGAAGAAACAGGCAGAGAACAAGGAGAACAUUGAAGGAACACAGGAUACCCUGGAGCAUUCGGCAUCCAGCUCCGCACCAGGUUUAAUCAGAAGCACACAGCCAACAAGUGGGUCUCCCGCACUGCCUCACAAGCAGAGGGACAAGUCACCCAGCAGCCUGCUGGAGGAUGCCAAAGAGACCACUUUCACCAGGGACAGAAAAGGCGGCUUCUUCAGCUCCUUCAUGAAGAAGAGGAAUGCUCCCACACCUCCCAAGCGCAGUAGCUCCUUCCGGGAGAUGGAGAAUCAGCCCCACAAGAAAUACGAGUUAACGGGUAACUUCUCAUCUGUUGCUUCCUUGCAGCACGUGGAUGGGUUCUCUUUUGCUCCCACACAGCAGGACGCAAACCUGGCACCACCCAAGUGCUACGGUGGGGGCUUUGUGCAGAGGACCUUCUACAAUGACGAUGGCACUGGUACCAGCGGCGGUGGGGGUGUGAGCACUGGUGGGGGGUGGUCUGGCAUCACAGGUUUCUUUACACCGCGCCUGAUUAAAAAGACGCUGGGUCUACGACCAGGAAAGCCCGCCGGCAAUGAAGAAGCAUCGAAGCCUUUUCCGAGGUCGAACUCUACAUCUUCCAUGUCCUCAGGGCUUCCAGAGCAGGAUAGAAUGGCAAUGACCCUUCCCAGGAAUUCCCAGAGGUCAAAAAUCCAGCUGGAACGGACAGUGUCCACCUCCUCUCAGCCUGAUGAGAACACAGGGAGGGCAAAUGACCUGCUGCCCAAAAGGUUUGAAGAAGGUUCUGCUUUGACCAGAGAAAGACCAAAAGCAAAACUCUUGCCAAGGGGUGCCACAGCUCUCCCUUUCCGAACCCCAUCCAGUUCAGAGGAAAAGGAGAUGCCAGGGCUAGCAGCAACUCCUAAAAGCAAAGAAAAGAACAGCGGCCCUCGGCAAGGGGCCCUCGAGGAUGGCGAGAGACCAGCGUGGUCCUCUCCAGUAAAGGCUGCAGCAAUACUUCCAACCACUCACAACCACAAAGUGCCAGUCCUAAUCUCACCCACUCUAAAACACACUCCAGCAGAUGUGCAGCUCAUUGGCACAGACUCUCAGGGUAAUAAAUUUAAGCUCUUAUCUGAGCAUCAGGUCACUUCUUCCGGCGACAGGGACCGGCCCAGACGGGUAAAACCAAAGUGUGCUCCACCUCCACCACCAGUGAUGAGGCUCCUGCAGCAGCCAGCCGCCUGCUCGGAUGCAGCAGAAGAGCUCAGCAACGCGGCGGGAGCGCAGCACGGGCUGGAGUCAGGCGAAGGGAGUAAGAAGGCAGCAGCAGCACCUGUCGGUGGGAAAUCCGGGAGGCCCAUGGUGCCUCCACCUCAAGUGCCUCUGUCGUCGUCUUCCACCUCCCCAGUGAAAAUGGCCAAUGGCACAGCUGGCGCAAAGAUAGCGUUAAGAAAGACCAAACAGGCAACUGAGAAAAUCCCAGCAGAUAAAAUCAGCAAGGAAGCAUUGCUGGAGUGCGCCGAUCUUCUCUCGAGUGCCAUCGCUGAGCCAACACCAAACAGCCAGCUGGUGGACACAGGGCAUCAGCUGUUGGAUUACUGCUCAGGCUACGUGGACUGCAUUCCGCAUACACGCAACAAAUUUGCCUUCCGGGAAGCCGUGAGCAAACUGGAACUCAGCCUGCAGGAACUGCAGGUGUCCUCAACAGCUGCUAGCAUCCCUGGGGCAAACCCCGUCCUUAAUAACUUAUUGUCGUGCGUCCAAGAAAUCAGCGAUGUGGUGCAAAGGUAGCUACUGUCAAUCUGGGUAAGAGAAAUACACGUGGGGUGGGGGGGACUCUUUUCUGUACUGAUGCUUUCAAAAGGAAAGACUGAUACUUGAGUAUGUGAAGUACCUCAGAUCACUGAGUUCUCACGUUUACAAGUUCAUCUCAGAAAAUGGGGAUGGAGAGGGUAGAUUCAAGCUGUAAGGGGCAGAACAUCAAGUAUUUGUCCCUACCUUGCCGGUCUGAUCUGCUCGGUUUGGCAAGGCAAGGAAGAUCCUUGCUCCUCCCUUUGACAGGCAGGAGAAUCGAUGGCAGGUUCUCGCUCUGGGAAGGACGGUCUGGCAGCCAGAGUACUGGAGUGGCUGCCGGCCCCUUGGCUGUACAGACGCACCCCAUCAGCACUAACACACGCUUUUGGGCUCCUGACAAGGCGAGGAAGGGCCCCGGGGCUCUGCUGGUACCAGCUGCUGAGCAGUCCUGGCUGGGCAGCUCUGAAGGAGCAGGCUGUGUGCAGCUGGGGGCAGGUCUAAUGCACUGACAGUAUUCAGAGCUGCUGGAGGUGGAUGCACUAGCCUCAGUGGCUUACUUCCACAGUGCUGUUGCUGCUGUAAUGAGAACUGCAAAGUUAGUUAAUAUAUGAAAUUAUCCCUUUUCCCUCCUGUCCACCUCAUCUUCCACAUGUUCUCGUCUUCAUUGUAGCUGAGGCAUCAGGAAUGCUGGGCAGACUUACCACUGGAAUUACCCCCUUCCCACCAUACUGCCUUCACACAGUUGAUUCCUAUUUCUAGUGGUCUAGCAUGAGUGCUGCUUGAUGGUCAUUGGUUGUUGUGAGUAGUUUGGGGCUCUUACACAACUUGCCAGUGUUAAUGGGAUGGGGUGGGGUGUUUUUUGUUUUUUUUUUAAAGCUCUAGGCUGUUUCUAACUCCUGUUACCAGGUUGACUCCCCAGUUCAGUUUCAGCACCUUGAGGUCCAGGGGAGGCAAGGCAGAACCUCUGCCACCAGCAGCCCCUGGCUGCAAUCAGCAGGCAGUGCUGGAAGCCAGGAGAACAGCCUGGCCUGCCUGCAGGUCUCCCCGCACCGCUCCCUCCUCCGGACACAGCACAACCACAUCACAGCGCUUUCUGGGAUUCGUUGCUUACCAAUCUUGCAGGCUUCCACUAUCUGGGAGCGUGGAGGUGACUAGGUAUGUCAACACAUGAGUCACAGCCACCUUUUUUUAGUUUACGUAUUUUGACAACUGGACCAGAAUCUUCUGCUGUGUAAACUGCAUUCUGCCCGAAACGUGACAGAAGCGUUAGGGCUUCUUGGAGAGCUCCCACUAUGGUAUGGUCUCUGCUGGUCUACUGACAAUCCCAGAAGGCAGGCAGUCAUGUGGCUGGUCUCCUUCCGUCCUGGUGCUGUUGGUUGACUGUUGCGGCCUCAGCAAGCUGGUGUUCUGUGCAUGUGCACAGCUCCCUGAGAGUUAAAGGACUGGCAAGUACAGAGACCUCAACUACUUGUUGGUUAGAGAGAAGAAGCAAACAGGCCUGAUACCUGCAUCCAAAUACCCGUUACCCUGCAUGCUGCUGCUCACUUCACACUGUUUGUGAUGACAGAGGAUCUGGCUUGCUUUGCACCUUAAAUCUUUUUUUUUUUUUUUUUUCUAAAAUGCUUUUUUAACUUGUUUUUAAAGCGUGACUGUGCUGCUUUUAGGUUGAGCAUUUAGAGUUGAGCUGGAGCACAGGUGUGAAUUCAGAUGGUUGGCACUCAGGCAUUCCUUGUCUGCCUCCAAGCAUUGCGCUGUUGGUGCUCAGAAGCAGGCUGGACCUCUUGGCUCAUGCCACUGUUGUUUCCAUGGAGCACGGUGAGGUGUGGCCUGAACCAUUCUUAGUAAUGUGCCCGUGUCUGAGAAUCCUCAUAUUAUUGACUAGUCUGUGGUAGAUAAAGUUGUGUGUCACGCUGCAUGAAUGUGCACCAGUGGAGCAGUAUGCGAGGAGAAAUGGACCACGUGUGCUUCACUGUCAAAGUGGGUGAGAUAAUGAGAAAAACCAAACAAUCCUUCCACCCCAUUCAGUAGGUGUUAAGGUGAAUGAAUCGUUCCUACAAGUCGGCAAGCUGAUCCCUUUGUGGGUUAGUCAUCCUUACCUCGUGGCACCAAGCCCACCUGGAAGAGCCUGCUGUCUCAUUCUGCGAGAUUUCCAGCUGAUGUCCUGGAUCUACUCUGGGUCUUGCACUUCAGCUGCAGGCCCCUGGGGCAGUUAUUCAGCAGGGAGGCAGAGCACCUAACAGUUAUCUUGUAGACUUUACCGAGGGCUUUUGUGGUUUACCUUAUCUGCUUCAGUCAUCUUUAUUGAACGUGUGCAUCACUGCACACCAAAUUAGCUGCCUUUGGAAAGCUGACCCGUAAAGGGAAAAAAUCUCAAGGCGUUGCUUCAUGUUGCCUUCUUAACAAUCAGGAGGAGUGCAAGGGUAUGAGAGCUUUCUUGGUGUCAGAAAGGCUGGUCCUGUUUGCCCUGCAGACAAUCGUGUGGUUUCAUCACUGUACUGCUUUUCAGCCCAGUAAAAGCCGACUGGAACUGAAGUGGUUAUUCUCAGGGGAAAGGUAUUUUAACCAGAACGUUUUAAAAGUGUUAUUCCAGUUCUGAUGAGUAUUUUAAAAGAAGCUUUUUAAAAUUUAUUUUUUCCUGAAUGUAGGUCUUCCAGAAAAGCUCCUGCAAAAGUGAUAGAAUAGCAAACAAUUCCUGGAAUUUUUAAUUAAUAGAACACACCCCUUUCCAAUCUUUCAUACCCUGCUUAAGAAACAAACUGUGCCCCUGCAAAGGGCUGGCUACCCUCCCCAUGUCUGCUUUCUUUGAGUGCCACCUGCUUUUCCUCCCCCCCAGAGGUAGCUGGCAGGGACACAGCUGUGGGCAGUUAGAAGAAGCAGAAUUCACCUGCUCUCCCAGGAUCACAAACGGUUGAGGCAGCUUCUCUCCCACCACUACUACAGGUCCUUUCCCUCUGCUAGAUUUGCCUUUCUGUUCAGCCUUAAAGGUCUCAACCGUAGCAGCUUCUCUGCUUUCAGCUUUGCACACAGUCUGUGUCAAGUACUGUACGGAUGGCAAAGCCCCGUUACUUCUUCCAGUGAAGAGCAUCUCUUGCUCCAGCCUUUGUGGAUAAGACAACCUCCUCUUGUGUUUCCUUUCUUCACUGCUGUGAGAAGGCCUCGUGUGGUAAAGAUGCAAAUGCAGCUGGGCUCUCCAACUUGCACUAUACUAUGGCCUAGAAUUGAAGGCAGUCAUCUUUGCAGCAGGGGUGGCAAACUGUAGGGACCUGGUGAUGGCAAGCUCAGAGCCCAGAGCGAGGCAGUGGGGGGAAUUUCUCUCCCUAGCUCCCAGGGGAGCAGCCGACCCGCAGGUGCAGCUUUCUGCACUGUAUGCCCUUCUUAACCCUGGGCACAGUGCACUUGGCUGGCUGGGUUGGCAGCACACUACUGGCUGGCUGUUCUUCUCACCAGUGCUGGCAGGACUGAAUUAAAAGCUUUGGUUUUAGGACUGCAUCAAACAGCUGGGAGAGCAGAGCUAAACAGAGCAGCACUCCUGAUGCAGAACACGGGGCCGUUCUCUCUGUUCCUUAUCCUCACAGAAGAGGCUUCUCCUGAGCACCACUGGCCCAGUGUCAGCAGGGAGCAGCUGGUAUAAGUGGCCUGUGGGCCCUGGGGUACUCUCAGGCCCGGAGCUUAGAACAAACCCUCAGCCUGCUCCCUGGUGGGAGGAAGUGACAGCUUCUGGGACGUAUCUGCAGUACCUGCAGAGUGAGAUAUACCCGUACCAAAGGAGGUCAUCUUCCCAGCAUGGCUGCUGUGCACGAGGGUGUAGAGCCUGCUCAGCAUGGCAUGCUGUGGGCAUCAGUACUGAACUCACAGAGGGCAGGAAUGGAUUAAAAUCAAACACAUUAAUCACCAAUCACUCUACAGUGUUGUCAACUGUUUUGUUUUUAAUUGUUAUUGUAAUAUAUUUUGGUUGUUUUUCUAAUUUAAUUCUCUCACUAUCGUCUGACUGUGAACUGCGAACAGUGUUAAACUUGAUGUAAAUAAGGCCCUCAGAAGGGCCUCUUUGCCUGUCGUUCCACAAAGUUUUGCCAAUUUGCAUUUUGUUUUAAAUAAAGGUUGCAAUAUUUUAUUGGCAAAAAAAAAA
Tympanuchus pallidicinctus (lesser prairie-chicken) is the source of this 15140-nucleotide messenger RNA. It is a transcript of the gene ABL2, whose product is annotated as ABL proto-oncogene 2, non-receptor tyrosine kinase. The transcript is spliced from 11 exons. Gene Ontology annotation, molecular function: protein binding; non-membrane spanning protein tyrosine kinase activity; ATP binding. Gene Ontology annotation, biological process: protein phosphorylation; regulation of apoptotic process. The coding region runs from base 7610 to 11011 and encodes 1133 amino acids. Lineage: Eukaryota; Metazoa; Chordata; Aves; Galliformes; Phasianidae. The record is from RefSeq and is a predicted model, not a curated record.